CGCUUCGCUUCUCUCCUCUCCCUCGUCUUGCCUUGCUCUCUCUGUGUUUCGUUCGUUCCCCUUUGCCCCCCCCAGGCUUCGGCUUCUUCUCGAAGCGAUUAGCUCCUCGCGCUCGCGCUUGCGCCCUUGGGUUUGACGCUGCUUGCGCGGCGUACGAGCGCGGGGCUUGGGUUCUCGGUGGAGGCGGGCGGGCGGGCGGGCGGCAGAUCCGGCGCCGGUGGCUGCGGCGGCGGGAGGAUCGGCUGCGGCGGCGGGCGGCGGCAGGUUCCGAGGGGAGGAAUUGGUGCUCCUGUCCGCGUGCCGGUUCGCUUCGGUGAAGGGGGAGGAGGUUCGGUGCAUGGUGUUGGGAUGAAGCGCGCGAGGGAGGAGGCGCUCGUGGGGUCGCAGCAGCAGCAGCAGCAGCAGCUCAAGCGGCCCAACCCCGCUCGAUCCGAUCCGACGGCACCGCCGCAGGCCAUGCCUGUGAGCGGGUCAGCGUCUGCGGCGGCAGCGCCACCGCCUCAGGCUGCAGCCGCUGCGCCGGCACAGCCUUCCAGCAGUCUAGCGGCGGGUGCCGGGCAGAAGCUCACGACCAACGACGCUCUCGUCUACCUCAAGGCCGUCAAGGAUAAGUUCCAGGACAAUCGCGCCAAAUACGAAGAGUUCCUUGAGGUGAUGCGUGACUUCAAGAGCGAAAGGAUUGAUACCAAUGGAGUGAUUAUUCGUGUGAAGACGCUUUUUAACGGGUACCCUGAGCUGAUCCUUGGAUUCAACACCUUCUUACCCAAGGGGUUUGCCAUCAGGCUGCAGGAGGAGAAGAAGCCUGUUGAUUUUAUGGAAGCCAUCAAUUUCGUUAACAAGAUAAAAACUCGAUUCCAGCGUGAUGAGCAUGUGUACAAGUCUUUUUUGGACAUUCUCAACAUGUACCGUAAGGAUAAUAAGUCUAUCCAAGAUGUUUACCAGGAGGUUGCUGUGCUAUUCAGUGACCAUAAAGACUUACUCGAAGAAUUCCAACACUUCUUGCCUGAUACCUCAGUGUCUCCACAAGCAGUGACUGCUCCAAGAGGUGCUCUGGUUAACCGGGAUGACAAGACCACUGUAAUGCCUCCUGUUAGUAGGAAUGAAAAGCCUAGGGCUUAUCCAUCUCAUGCUGACCGCGACUUCACUGUCGAUCGUCCUGAUGUGGAGCAUGAUCGCCAGCGAAGACAGAAGGAAAAGGAACGGAAGGCGGAAAGAGAUAAAAGAGAUUAUGAGAGAGAUGAGAAGGAUGGUGAACAUGACAGCAAAGAGCCGGAUAUGGGACAGCGAAAGCGCAGACCUUUUACAAGUGCAAACCCUACAGGUGCUGAAACACACCAAGGAGGCUUCCCAGAGAAUCAUGGAAUAAAUACUGCUUCUGCUUCAUCAUAUGAUAAUAACGAUGUGCUGAAGAGUGUAUACCCACAGGAGUUCCAGUUCUGCGAUAAAGUCAAGGAGAAGCUGGAACAUGAUGCUUACCAGGAAUUUUUGAAAUGUGUUCACAUAUACAGCCAGGAAAUUAUUACGAGAAGUGAAUUGAAGAACUUGGUGAGUGAUAUACUACAACACUACCCAGAUCUUAUGAAUGGGUUUAAUGAAUUCCUGGAGCAUUGUGAAAACAUAGAUGGAUUUCUUGCUGGAGUCUUCAGUAAAAAGCAACCUGGACGGCUAGUUAAAACUGAAGAUAAAGAAAGAGAUAAGGAGCACGAGAGGGAGGAUAGAGAUAGAGAUCGGGACAAGGAAAGAGAAAAGGGACGGGAAAGACUUAAUCCAAAAGAAGGUCCUAGUCAGAAACCUUCUAUUAUCAAAGAAAAGUAUCUAUGCAAACCAAUAUCAGAGCUGGAUCUCUCAAAUUGUCAGCGAUGCACUCCAAGUUACCGGCUUCUACCUAAAAAUUACCCAAUGCCUCCGGCAAGUAACAGGACUGAUCUUGGAGCCUCAGUUCUUAACGAUCACUGGGUAUCAGUGACAUCAGGAAGUGAAGACUAUUCAUUUAAGCACAUGCGGAAGAAUCAGUAUGAAGAAAGUUUAUUUAGAUGCGAAGAUGACAGGUUUGAGUUGGAUAUGCUCUUGGAAUCAGUUAAUGCAGCAACUAAGCGUGUCGAGGAGUUGAUAGAAAAAAUGCAAGAUAACUCAGUAAAACCAGACAGCCCUAUUCGCAUCGAUGAGCAUUUAACUCCUUUGAAUCUGAGGUGUGUUGAGCGGUUAUAUGGUGACCAUGGACUGGAUGUGAUGGACGUUCUUCGGAGAAAUGCUAGUGUUGCAUUGCCAGUUAUCUUAACUAGGCUAAAACAAAAGCAGGAGGAAUGGUCAAGGUGCCGAUCAGAUUUCAACAAGGUUUGGGCUGAAAUAUAUGCCAAAAAUUAUCACAAGUCACUUGACCAUCGCAGUUUCUAUUUCAAACAGCAAGAUUCGAAGAACCUGAGCACAAAAUCUCUAUUGACUGAGAUUAAAGAAAUUAACGAGAAGAAAAGAAAGGAAGAUGAUGUACUGAUUGCUAUUGCUGCUGGAAAUAGGCGGCCUAUAGUUCCAAAUAUGUCAUUUGAGUUCGUAGAUUUGAACAUCCAUGAAGAUCUUUAUAAGAUCGUCAAGUACUCAUGUGGAGAAGUCUGCAGCUCCUCGGACCAACUGGAUAAAGUGAUGAGAAUUUGGACCACUUUUAUGGAGCCAAUUUUGGGUGUUCCGCCUCGAUCCAAUGGUACCGUGGAUGUAGAUCCAAUUAAACCCAAGAAUGGAAUCACAAAAUCGAGUAUUGUAACAGUUGGGGAAAGCAACAGUGCUCCAGCAGGGACUGCUACCAAGCAAGGGCAUGGUGAUGAAAGCAUGCCUCAGGAACAGGCACCGUCAACUGUGGUUAGAUUGGUGAAAGGAGUUGCAGCAGACUCUCAAAAUGGUUUCCAUGAUGCAGAUCGAACUGCUCGUGCAGGCGGGGAACUACCAAAUGCUGCACUAAAUGGAAGAGUGCAAGCUGGUGCCUCUGCCACAGUUGAAAUAUCUGCAGUAAAUACUCAGAACAUGUCUACUGAGAGAUCAGCAGAAAAUGUUUCUGUUCCUAGGACUGAACAACAUAGUCAUAUUAAAGGAAAUUUGGACACUACAUCAGGAGCGAAUGCUUCUAGAAGUUCACAUGCUGGAGCUGGUAGCGCUGCUGGUCCCAGGGCUGGCAAGGAAGCAUUACCAUCUGUUGAGGGUGGAGAAACUGGCAGGUCAGUAUCAUCUUUAAAUGGCGGGAGCACCAGUGAGGGUAAUAAAGGGGGCCUAUUUAAUGAAGCUACUGCAUCCCACAAUAUUUCAAAAAUUGAAAGAGAGGAGGGUGAAUUAUCGCCUAAUGGAGAUUUUGAAGAGGACAAUUUUGUGCCCCUUGAAGAUGGUGCUGCAGAAGGAACAUCUAAAACAAAGGAGGGUUCCACGAGCAGAACAUUUAAGGCUGGCACCGGUGAAGUAGGACCUUUUGCUGAGGCAGCCGGCGAGAAUGAUGCUGAUGAUGAGGGUGAGGAAAGCACUCAAAGAUCUAGUGAGGACAGUGAAAAUGCUUCUGAAGCUGGUGAAGAUGCUUCAGGAAGUGAAUCUGGUGAUGGUGAGCAGUGUUCGCGUGAAGAUCAUGAUGAGGAAGAGGAAGAUAUGGAUCAUGAUGACCAUGAUGCAAAGGCAGAAAGUGAGGGUGAGGCAGAGGGAACAACUGAGACCCACGAUGUCGAAGGAGGCAUGUCAUUACCGGUAUCAGAGCGCCUUUUGUACUCGGUUAAACCACUGGCUAAGCAUGUACCCACAUCUUUGCUUGACCGAGAAGAUAAAUCCUCACAUAUAUUUUAUGGGAAUGAUUCGUUUUAUGUCUUGUUCAGGCUGCACCAGAUCUUGUAUGAAAGACUACUUUCAGCAAAGACAAAUUCUUCCAGUGCUGAAAAGAAAUGGAGAACCUCCAAGGAUACAAACCCUCCCGACCUAUAUGCAAAGUUCAUUGAUGCACUCUACAACUUGCUGGAUGGUUCUUCUGAUAAUACCAAGUUUGAGGAUGACUGCCGUGCUAUUAUUGGGACUCAGUCGUAUGUUCUCUUCACUUUGGAUAAACUGAUAUACAAAGUUGUCAAGCAGCUUCAAGCAAUAGCAACAGAUGAAAUGGACAACAAGCUUCUCCAGCUUUAUUUGUAUGAAAAAUCAAGAUCUCCUGGAAGGUUCUUUGAUCUAGUUUAUCAUGAAAAUGCUCGCGUUCUACUCCACGAUGAGAGCAUGUAUCGAUUUGAAUGUUGCUCAAAUCCAACAAGGUUAUCUAUCCAGCUGAUGGAAUAUGGUCAUGAAAAGCCUGAAGUGACUGCAGUAUCGAUUGAACCAAAUUUUUCCUCGUAUCUUUUUAGUGAGUAUUUGUCAAGUUCGUCAGACACAAUGUUGUCUGAUGGUGUCUUCCUUGGAAGAAAUAAGCGGAAACAUUCAAAUAAGGACGAGCCUUCAGAUUCGUUGAAGACAAUGGAUGGUAUCAAAGUUGCUAAUGGUCUUGAAUGCAAGAUAUCCUGCAAGACCUCUAAGGUCUCAUAUGUCCUGGACACUGAAGAUUUCUUGUUUCGGUUAAGAAAGAGGAGACUUCCACCUGGUGAAAAUGUGCCUGACAAGUCACUGACUUCAAAACAAAAUGCUGCAAAAUUGCAGCGCUUUCAUAUGUUUCUAUCCAAGCCUUAGGUUCAUAGGCAAAAUAUUGUCACCGUAUGCAAAUCAGGAGAUGCUGCUGGGUUUUGCGACUGCCUUGCUCUUGCUUCAACAAUGAGAAGCCGCAGGACACUGAUGCCGUGGUUCUAUCCUCAGAAUGCCAUUCUGGAAUAAACAGUCGGCCGUUGGAAAUAUAUGUACAUGGUAAAUACAGCAAGCAAAGCAUGUUUUGGCCACCUCAGUCAGCUUACCCCGUGCCCCCCCCGACAUAUGUGGGUGUGUAUAUAUGUAUUUGCAGAAUGUUGUUUGUUCUGUUCACCAUUCUCUAGUGGUUUUUGGUCGUAGAAGGAUCUAUUAAGCUAAUUACCAUUUGUUGAUGCUGGUAUAGGCUUUUUUUGUCAUUUUGACUGUUGGUUUCCAUUCAAGAUAAGUAGCCUUGAUUUAAUUAAGUCAAAACAAUGUUAACUGUCAUAGUCGACCAAUCUUUGUGUUAUUUGAGUUACAUGUUCCUUCUUUUA
Messenger RNA from Brachypodium distachyon (stiff brome), 5153 nucleotides. RefSeq names its product paired amphipathic helix protein Sin3-like 3. NCBI's taxonomy places the organism in Eukaryota, Viridiplantae, Streptophyta, Magnoliopsida, Poales, Poaceae. The transcript is spliced from 23 exons. Gene Ontology annotation, molecular function: transcription corepressor activity. The coding region runs from base 349 to 4668 and encodes 1439 amino acids. Gene Ontology annotation, biological process: negative regulation of transcription by RNA polymerase II. Gene Ontology annotation, cellular component: histone deacetylase complex; chromatin. The record is from RefSeq and is a predicted model, not a curated record.